Molecule: messenger RNA, 2511 nt
Organism: Mercenaria mercenaria
Lineage: Eukaryota; Metazoa; Mollusca; Bivalvia; Venerida; Veneridae
Exons: 2
Coding region: 181-1605 (474 amino acids)
Source: RefSeq, a predicted model, not a curated record
GCGAUCAAAUUAUAGCUUUUAUGUAAGCAUAAAACCUUAUAAAUAGAACCAGCUCAGUGAACCGUUCAGUUCUAUAUAUAUAUAGGAAACAAAAUUAUGAGUUAUGAAGAACGGAGUUUCCUGGAGAAAGCAAACUUAGAUUAAGAUCACAUUUACCAGGUACUAAACGAUCUAAAAGUGAUGGAUAAAUUAUCGCAAGAACUUAUAGCUACAGAUCAGCGAAUCAGAGUUAACAAAGACACUGAAGUACGAAGAAUUCAAAGAUCUAUAGAGAAAACAAUUACCACUGUACUAGAAAGAGUAAAAUUGAUAGACAAACGACUAUCGUUAAGAUUGCGAAAAGUAGGAAGCUUUUAUGACGGACUUAAGAUCGGUUUUCCCGACGAGUUCGAUUUUCUAGCAGAGUUGGUUGAACUAAAGGAGGGACAAGAUGUCAUAGUUAGAUCUACAGGUUUCAACGGAACACGGAAUUUGUGGAAAACAACACAGGGAAAAUCCGGAAGACGAAAGAUUCAGUAUGUUGGAAAGACAUUGUGUGACAUGGAUGAUACAGAUGAACACGACGAAGCCUGGAUGAAGCAAGUUGGAACAAAGAGAAAUCCUGAAUAUAUAAUUGAUUGUAUUUCGGUGAAGAACACAUUUUAUUCUGCUGUUCUUAAAGUGGUUAGGGCAUUCACAUCAGAAGAUUUACCGAGAUAUCUUACUGUCGGCGAAGAGCCGACAUUUAUCCAUGGUCCUGCCGUAACACUGGAGUUCAUCUGGCAUGGAAGAAGGUACAAGAACCUGAAAUUAAGUGUUGACUUGACAAUCUGUAUUAAAGUAGACAACUGGAAGACGUGUUUUGAUACUUUCGAAUGGAUAUUAGAAGAUAGUUGUAUCUCUCAAACGCUCAGCAAUGCACUUGACAGAGAUGGGUACCAUUUAACUCCGUAUAUAUCUGAAAGAGGACAUUCAUGUCAAUGGAGGGUUUCAACAUCUUACAUGGAACAUCUAUUGAUGGAAAGUUUUGAUUCUGAAUCAAAAGUGAAGAUCGCAAUUCGCUGUCUGAAGCAUGAAAGAGAUCAGUAUAUUGACACUCUACCUGAACCUACCGAGAUGUUAGAUCAAAAAUUUGCAAAUGUGGUUCAAUUUGUGAGGUUCUAUCAAGGAGAGGACGAAGAACAACAACUUAUCUCAUCUUAUAUGAUAAAAACAACAGCAUUUACAACGUUAGGGUUACUGACUAGCAAAUGGUUUGACAGAAUUCCAAUAUCAAUAAUGUAUACGUACUUUAUAACACGACUUUAUACAUCAAUCAAAUUUAAUGCGCUACGGAUGUUUUUCAUAAGUGAUUACAAACUUCGGGUGCCGGAGUUCGGUGAAAUUUUACCCGGAUUUAAAGCACUUGUUGACUCAGUCUCUGAAGAAGAUGUGCCAAAAUUUGACUUGUUAAGAUGCAUUCAAGCUGACACUGAACAAUGCAGUGAUGAAGAGCUUGAAUUUAUAUAUACAUACGAUACGUUUAAACAAAUGAAGAUCGAUGUUCAUAGACAUUACAAUUUCUGGUGGAAAAGUUGGAAAGCAUACACUGUUAAAGACGUUUCAGUAAGUAAGUUUAAAUGGUGACAGAUUGCUUUCAAAUUUGACACUGUGGUAGUUUAGAGCAAUGAAAACAUUUACGUAAUGAGAUAUCGGUUUCGUGCAUAGGGUGUUUGUUUUUGUGCUGGUUCAGCUGAAUUAUAUCCGUUUGUCAUGAAAGGUUAUAAUUAAAUGCAAUAAAUUGUCAUAGGCAAAACAUAAUCUGAUGCAACGAACAUCAAACUUUUUGUUUUACAUUGUAUUUUGAAAAUGCUCUUCUAUAACUGAAAAAAAUAAAAUAAUUCAUGUUGUCUAACAAGAAUUUUCAUUAUUCCAACAGAUUUCACCUUUCUGAUGGGUUAUUUCAGUUUCAAAAAUAGUAUCAAUCAUCUAUUCUAUAACAGUUAUACCGGUACUUUACAUUUAUUAUAUAACAGUUAUACUUUACAACUUUAUUUUCAACAUAAUUGAACUAUGUGGAAAUUAAUUAAUUUAACGAACAAAGUUGUAGACUUAAUUUUAUGUAUGAUUACAAAAGAUGAAACACUUGUUGAGUGUAUGCGUGGUUGUGUCUAUAACGUAUAUGUACACAAAACAUAAACAAAUGAAAACGAUAGACAACAAAGACAAAACAAACAUACAAAGGAUCAUAGUGGGACACCGCCAACAACACCUGGGAGUUUACACCUAUUAAUGGUGCGCCAAACCUCAUUCUCAAUACCAACCAUGGUCUAAAGUUAAAUGACAAUGCAAAUACGCAGUACAGAGAAUAAUGACAGGAAACUGUACCUCACCCACUAUAACGUCGAUUGGGGUAUUACCGGACAUUUUGAUAAACAUCUCCUCAAAGUCCGUUGUGAUGUUUGAAUUGUUUAAUACACUGAUCACGAGUUUUUAAACGUUUUUCCAAAGUAUUUACAAAGAAUAAUAAAAGCAACAACAGAAAAUGUUAUA